Acanthamoeba castellanii str. Neff is the source of this 1065-nucleotide messenger RNA. RefSeq names its product glycosyltransferase 8 domain containing protein 1, putative. Bases 1 to 1065 code for a protein of 354 amino acids. Gene Ontology annotation, molecular function: glycosyltransferase activity. Lineage: Eukaryota; Discosea; Longamoebia; Acanthamoebidae. The record is from RefSeq and is a predicted model, not a curated record. The transcript is spliced from 10 exons. Gene Ontology annotation, cellular component: Golgi apparatus.
AUGGCUUGGCACGCGAGAGGCGUCAUGGCGGCCAACAGUCUCCAAGCGGCAGAUGCUGCUGGCGAGGCCAAAGACGAGGAGACCGAGGAGCCGGUCUUGGCCUUUCCGUUGGUGCUCAAGGGCAUGCACAACGUCAACCGCGCCUGCGAAUCCCUUCUUUCUCUUACCUACAACUCUAUGCAAUCUUUGCACAAGGUGAAGAAAGGCAAGACAAUCAACGUGAUCACAUCGUCAGACCAGAAGUACAUGCCGGGACUGAUUGCCCUCAUCAACUCCACCAUCGUGCACACCAGCAACCCGUUGGCCUUCUACAUCGUGGCCGACGCCAAGCCCGAACUCCACGAGCAGUUCCAGGAGUUCCUUUACUCGCUCUUCCCGAAGGGCCGGUUUACCAAGCAGACCGUCGUGGGGUUUGACACGGCGCGGGUUGCAAAGCUCAUCAAGACCUACCCCAGCGUCAUGAAUGACCCCAAGAUCCACGCCAACCCCAACAACUACGCCCGUUUCUACUUCCAUGAGAUCUUCCCCGAGCUCUCCAAAGCAGUCUACCUGGACCCGGACACGAUCAUGCUGGGCAACAUCGCUGAGCUGGGAACGAUCCUCGACCACCAGUCGCCCAUCGUGCAAAAAGCCUUCGACAAGGAUGAACCCUACUUCAAUGCAGGUGUGGCGGUCAUCAAUUUUGACAAAUGGCGAAGCCAGAACGUGACUGGCGUCGUCGAGCACUGGCUGGCCCUGCACAAGGAGCAGAAGCUCUGGUCUUGGGGCACCCAGCCACCACUCAUGGCCGCCUUCUACCGCAACUUCCACAUGCUCGACAGCUCCUGGAACGUUCGCCACUUUGGAGCGAAGGGCAUGGUGCCACCGCUGGUCGAGUUCGUGCGGGCCAAGGUGCUGCACUGGAACGGAGCCAACAAGCCGUGGAGCGCCGAGUGCCGGCGCGACUCGACCUGCUUCCGCUCGUGCUGGGCGCCCUUCUACAACCACACCCUCAUCAAAGAGCUCCUCGCGGCCUCUCCGGACCUCGCCUCCCACUACUCCUCCCUCCUGCGCGCUGUGCCCUGA